UGUAUCAUUGGAAAGCUCUAAGAAUGUAGAAUGUUUCAUAUUUCAAAACCGUUUUGCAUUAAUAAUAAUGCAGUGACAGUAAUUUAUGAAUUUGUGACAAGAGAUUGCAGCAAACCAUUGACACCUAGUGGCCAUUGUUGGUAAAACCACUGAAAGUGUGACACAAACCUAAUUUUUUUGUGAUUUUAACAUGAAAUUUGAAUUACUUGAGACUUGUGGCUUCAUGUUCAGGCAUAUUAUUACUUUUGUGAAACAUUUAAAUUUUUACUAUUUUAUUUAUAAAAUGAAUAUGUUAUUACAUUAUUUAUAUUUACUAAAAUACAUUUAAACUGCUAUAACAUUUUUUUAUUUAAUAUUUUCACCUCCAGACACCUUAAAUUGUCAGUUUCACCCCCCCCCACACUCAAACAGGAUUUGUGCCAUUUAAGGGGUUAACAGACUGUUUUGUGAGACCAGGUAAACAGAAGAUGCUGUUACAGCCGCUACGAGUGUUCAUCUGCCUCCUUGCUUCCACUGUCCUCUCUUUUUGAAUAGUAAAAUAUGGUCACCCUUCACUUCAGAAGAAUUAUGUGUGACAACAACAAAAGAAACCUGGCCCAACCUGAAAAGCCAGUCGUGGAUGAAUCCCACAAACAAGCUCCCAUGAUGCGUCACUAAGACAACACCAGACAGAACAACACAAUAAAAUACCUCAGAGACAAACUGAAUGGGAACUUACGCUCGCUGUGUGCAACUUAACUAUCUAACUUCUCAGCCAUCGUUUCAUGGAAAGGCAUUUGAAUAAUGCCUCCAGGUACCAAACUGUCAAAAUCUAAAAGUGCAAAACCUGCCACAAAAAGCAAAAAGAAGCACUCCUCUAAAAAACAAUCUGCAAAUGCCAAAUCCCCCCAAAAGGAUGUGGAUAUUCUGAGUCCAGCUGCCAUGGAGAACAUCUACUACAUCUCUCAUAAUGCUAUGGACUGCUUGGAGUUCAGAGGCUUUGGUUGGCCUGGAGCCUCCAAGAAGAAAGGAAAGAAAGGGAAAAAACGAAAAGGAAAGAAAUGAAUGUCGAUUUGUGCUAAUCGCUUGAUUUGAAUUUGCAUAAUCGAUACAGAAACAGUGAAUAUUCUCACUAUUCUAAACUUUUGAUCCAGUUUAACUCCAUAAUUGUAGCGCAAUGUGUUUGUUGAAUGCACGUGUCUGAGUAACUGUUCUUUGAAACCCUGGAGAAAAUAAAACUCAGUUUAUCGUACAUUUCAUGUUGUAUAUUAAACUGCAGAGAUU
Misgurnus anguillicaudatus (oriental weatherfish) is the source of this 1263-nucleotide messenger RNA. RefSeq names its product small lysine-rich protein 1. The record is from RefSeq and is a predicted model, not a curated record. Lineage: Eukaryota; Metazoa; Chordata; Actinopteri; Cypriniformes; Cobitidae.